Molecule: messenger RNA, 940 nt
Organism: Nematolebias whitei (Rio pearlfish)
Lineage: Eukaryota; Metazoa; Chordata; Actinopteri; Cyprinodontiformes; Rivulidae
Gene: chchd2
Product: coiled-coil-helix-coiled-coil-helix domain containing 2
Exons: 4
Coding region: 133-591 (152 amino acids)
Biological process (GO): positive regulation of transcription by RNA polymerase II; mitochondrion organization
Cellular component (GO): nucleus; mitochondrion
Molecular function (GO): sequence-specific DNA binding
Source: RefSeq, a predicted model, not a curated record
CAAAUGAUGUAACACACGGAAUGUUCCUGAAUCAACCUAAGGUCGAAAUAAAGCGGGGUGUUUCAGUCGAAGAGGCGAAGUGUUGUAUCGGAUUUCUUAGUACAACGUGCUCUUAAAUCUACCUAAUUAAAGAUGCCUAGAGGAAGCAGAAGCAGGACUUCCAGGAUGCCCGCUCCAGCCAGCCGGGCUCCACCUGCAGCCCGCGCUGCACCCCCUCCAUCUCACGCCCCGGUUCCGAUGCAGGCCCCUCCGUCUGCUGUAGGAGCUCCAGCUGCAGCACCCAGACAGCCUGGUAUGUUCGCUCAAAUGGCAACCACAGCCGCUGGCGUGGCAGUGGGUUCUGCAGUUGGACACACCAUCGGCCACGCCAUGACCGGAGCCUUCAGUGGAGGCAGCUCGGAGCCUACCAAGCCUGACGUCACAUACCAGGAGCCGUACCAGCAGCAGCCCCAACAGCAGUUUCAGCAGCAGGCUUGUUCCUACGAGAUGAAACAGUUCCUCGAGUGUGCCCAAAACCAGGGUGACCUGAAACUCUGCGAGGGAUUCAGCGAGGUGCUCAAGCAGUGCCGGUUUGCAAAUGGUCUAUCUUGAACCGAAGACGAGUCCUGCAGCAUGAAGAUCACACAUCAUCAUUAGAUACUAGCAGAGUGUAACUUUAAAGGGAGCAGUCAAUAAACGAGCUUUGUUUCAACAACUAAUUGUAUUCAGACAUCUGUUAUUUGUGGGAACGCUGCUGCAAAUUUUGUAAUCAGUCAUAAAUAUUGUUUAUAUAUUUGCUGUCACGUUUUGAAUCGGUUGUAAUCUUGGCAGUGUUCUUUAGUAUGUUUUAAUUAAAAUUUCCUCUCAAAAAGUUAAACAUUAAGAUAUUUUAGGCACAAUAAUCCUAAUGUUUGCCUGGAACAAGGAGGGAAAAAAAUGAAUAAAAGAUUUGGAUCAUAAA